Molecule: messenger RNA, 494 nt
Organism: Manduca sexta (tobacco hornworm)
Lineage: Eukaryota; Metazoa; Arthropoda; Insecta; Lepidoptera; Sphingidae
Product: homeotic protein distal-less-like
Exons: 1
Source: RefSeq, a predicted model, not a curated record
GCUACACCAGCGGCCGAAAUUUCAACAGAGCGUACAAAACCCUCAAAAUUACCCGAAUUCAAUCCCCAAACAACAAACCCGGCACGCUGAGUUUCACAGAUCCGUUCGGGCCUCCCCAGUCCGCAGAUGGGGGCCCGUCUACUCCCCAACCGGCAAUGACCUCCCAGGACGCGCUCGACCACCAGCACCACCACCUCACCGGGUCCCAGACCCCCCAUGACAUAUCGUCAGCUAAUUCCACCCCCACUAAUGUGUCGUCGAAGUCAGCCUUCAUUGAGCUUCAGCAGCAUGGGUACGGACCCUUUAAGGGCGGGUACCAGCACCCCCACCAUUUUGGCAGUCCUGGUGGUCAGCAGAAUCCUCAUGAGGCGUCAGGGUUCCCAAGUCCUAGGUCGUUAGGGUAUCCUUUCCCUCCCAUGCAUCAGAACACGUAUGGGUACCACUUAGGAUCGUACGCUCCUCAGUGCGCGAGUCCACCAAAAGAUGGUAAGUAG